Hippopotamus amphibius kiboko is the source of this 2210-nucleotide messenger RNA. RefSeq names its product C-type lectin domain containing 17A (gene CLEC17A). Bases 46 to 1020 code for a protein of 324 amino acids. NCBI's taxonomy places the organism in Eukaryota, Metazoa, Chordata, Mammalia, Artiodactyla, Hippopotamidae. The transcript is spliced from 12 exons. The record is from RefSeq and is a predicted model, not a curated record.
CAAGCUCUGCCUGCUCCUUCUCAGGCUCCUGUGUUAGCUGCAUCCAUGUGCGCCCUGUAUAACUCUGGGUGCAGGGACCUGCCAGGAUCUGGAGAGGAGGAUGAAGAUGAUGACUAUGAGAACACCACACCACCCUACAAGGACCUUCCUCCCAAGCCAGGUUGGAUGGGUCCACCAAGGCCUCCAAGGGCAGGAAAGAAAAUGGAGAAUCCACCACCUCCCUGCAAGCUCCCCAAGAACACAGGCCCGAACAUCACCCCUGUCACCUGCACAACUCCUCAACAGGGCACUGAUCUUACACAUCCUCCAUCUGGGCUGCCUAUAGCUGCAACUUCAGUGCCCAGCAUCAGUCAGAAGCUCGGAAUUCCUAGGUGUUACCAGGAGAGACUGAUGGUGUACCUGUGUCUGCUGGUGGUGGUGUCGCUGCUCAUGGGCUGCACUGGUCUGGUUGUGACCCUGAUUAAAUACCAGGAGGUGGUAGAAGAGCUGAGGAUGUUAACCUUUCAGCAGAUGGCAUUGCGAGCAAAUGUGACUGGCAUGGCAGGGCUAGCUGGCCUGAAGAAGGACAUUGAACGUGUAAGAGCUGACACCAACCAGUCCCUGCUGGAACUUCGGGGCUUAUUAGACUGUACGAGGGUCACCUGCCCUGAGGGCUGGCUCCCUUUUCAGGGUAAGUGUUACUACUUCUCUCCAAGCACCAAGUCAUGGGAGGAAGCCCGGAAGUUCUGCCAGGAGAAUUACUCUCACUUGGUCAUCAUCAGUAACUUUGCUGAGCAGAACUUUGUGGCCAAGGCUCAUGGCUCUCCUCGUGUGUACUGGCUGGGGCUGAAUGACAGAAUCCUUGAAGGGGACUGGCGGUGGCUGGAUGGUUCUCCCAUCACUUUGAGCUUUUGGGACCCAGAGGAACCCAACAACAUCGAUGAGGAGGACUGUGGCAGCAUGAACAAAGGUGGCACCUGGAAUGACCUCUCUUGUGACAAAACUACGUAUUGGAUUUGUGAGCGGAAAUGUUCCUGUUGAACCCCAGAGCUGAGGUUGGGUGGGGGUCUGUACCUGGUGCCCCUCGGAUCUUGGACAUGAGAACUUCCUGCCCUUCUGAGAACUGAUGUGGAUGCGCCCAAGAUGGAACCAGCAGCCUGGAUGUAGCAAUUUCCCUGGUGUGCAAGUCAGACCAUUUCUAGGGAGAGGACUUGGGGGCUCUUUCAGUUGGAUGGUGUCUUAGUCUGUUCAGGCUGCCAUAACAGAAUACUGUGGACAGGAUGGCUUAUAAAUAACACAUUUAUUUCUCAAAGUUCUGGAAGCUGGUAAGCCCAGGAUCAAGGCUCAGGGAGAUUCAAUGUUUACUGACAACCUGCUUCCUGGUUCAUAGAGACUGUCCUUUCAUUGUGUCCUCACGCGCUGGGAGGGGAUGAGAGCUCUCUGGGGUCUCUUUUAUAAAGACACUAAUCCCAUUCAUGAGGGCUCUACCUCCAUGACCUAAUCACCUCCCAAAGGCCCCACCUCUUAAUAGCAUCACAUUGGGGGUUGAGAUUUAACAUAUGUGUUUUUUUUUGGGGGUGGGGUGGGCACAACUCAGUCCAUUGCAGAUGGUGAGCUGGAGGGACACCAGAUCUUAGUGAUGGUCUCCCAGUUCUGGGGUCUGGAGGAAAGUCACCAAACCCUUGAUCAUGGCUCUUAGGAAACAAUACCGACUCUGGGAGCUCCAGGUCUGACACAGAUUGAGCUGGAACUGAAAGUACCCUGGCAUCUCUGGACCAUGAUGUGCUCGGACUGGGAUCCUUUACUGCCUACCUGAUGGGGACCAGCUUCUUGGAUGCAGGCGGGGCAAAAUUAUUCCUGACAUGCAGCUUUUUCGAUGUCCUGGGUGAGGUUUGCCCAAGCUCGGUGGUGGAAUCAGACCUCUGCGAAGACUUAAGCCAUGGAAUUGUAGAAAGGCGGACCAGCUGAACCACCCAGUGUGGCCAGGGCAGGUCACCACUUGGUCAGAUUCUAAGGACAAUGGAGAUAUCUAACCACAUGUGCCUUUAGGCUCUUUGUUGUUCUGUGAAACACUUUGAUGAAGUAAUUCACUUUACUUAUGAGUGGAUCUUCUUGGGCUGUUGGCUCUUGCAAUGUUAGAGCUUCUCAAAAUGGCGGUUCAUUGUGUGGUCCUUGCCCAAGGUGUCAGUUUGCUGGGGCUGCCAUAAUAAAGUGCCAUAAACUGGCUUAAA